This is a messenger RNA of Notolabrus celidotus (New Zealand spotty), 4505 nucleotides long. RefSeq names its product septin-7-like. Gene Ontology annotation, cellular component: septin ring; septin complex; cell division site. Gene Ontology annotation, molecular function: molecular adaptor activity; GTPase activity; GTP binding. Gene Ontology annotation, biological process: cilium assembly; cytoskeleton-dependent cytokinesis. The record is from RefSeq and is a predicted model, not a curated record. The coding region runs from base 261 to 1550 and encodes 429 amino acids. Lineage: Eukaryota; Metazoa; Chordata; Actinopteri; Labriformes; Labridae. The transcript has 13 exons.
CCACAAUCCUAGCUGUCUGGUCGUGAAGAGAUCCCGUUGAAGCGUUUUCUUCUUCCCUGAGCUACAUCUGGUCGUAGUAUCCGCGGCCAUAUGUAAUUUAACCUCAUUCAUUCCAGCCGCUCUGUGCUCCUUCACUCUCGGUGACAGAGGACUGCAUGUUCUGAGGGAGGAGAGCUGCCUGUGUCUCUCAGGGUCGUCGUGUUGUGGACGUGUGUUCGGAGUAGGCUCGGUGACUGUGUGGGCUGGGUGCUGACAGCACGAUGAUCGAACGACCAGAGACUGUGGUUCCCAGCAUCGCUCAGCGGAACCUGGAGGGCUAUGUCGGCUUCGCUAACCUCCCCAACCAGGUGUAUCGGAAGUCAGUCAAAAGAGGGUUUGAGUUCACGCUAAUGGUUGUCGGUGAAUCCGGUCUGGGGAAAUCAACACUCAUUAACUCUCUGUUCCUGACUGAUCUGUACUCCAAGGACUACCCUGGACCCUCCCAGCGCAUCAAGAAGACCGUGCAGGUGGAGCAGUCCAAAGUGCUGAUUAAAGAAGGUGGAGUCCAGCUGACACUCACCAUCGUUGACACACCAGGGUUCGGAGAUGCUGUUGAUAAUAGCAACUGUUGGCAGCCGGUCAUAAACUACAUUGACAGUAAGUGUGAGGACUUUCUGAAUGCAGAGUCGAGGGUGAACCGCAGAUCAAUGCCAGACAACAGAGUCCACUGCUGCCUUUAUUUCAUCGCACCCUCUGGACACGGGCUGAAGCCGCUGGACAUCGAGUUCAUGAAGAGACUUCAUGACAAAGUCAAUGUAAUCCCUCUUAUUGCCAAAGCUGACACUUUAACUCCAGAGGAGUGCCAGCUCUUUAAGAAACAGAUAAUGAAAGAGAUUCAGGAACACAAAAUAAAAAUUUAUGAAUUCCCAGAUACGAAGGAUGACGAGGACAACAAGCUCAUCCGAAAGAUCAAGGAGAAGAUGCCUCUGGCAGUGGUCGGCAGCAAUGUGGUUGUUGAAGUGAAUGGAAAGAAGGUCAGAGGUCGUCAGUACCCAUGGGGCGUGGCAGAAGUGGAGAACGGAGAACACUGUGACUUCACUGUGCUGCGAAACAUGCUGAUCAGGACACACAUGCAGGAUCUAAAAGACGUCACCAACAACAUGCACUACGAAAACUAUCGUAGCAAGAAACUUGCUGCCGUCACCUGUAAUGGAGUGGACUUGACCAAGACCAAGGGACAGCUCACCAAGAGUCCCCUGGCCCAGAUGGAGGAGGAGCGCAGGGAGCAUGUGAUGAAGAUGAAGAAAAUGGAAGCAGAAAUGGAGCAGGUCUUUGAAAUGAAGGUGAAGGAGAAGAAGCAGAAACUGAAGGACUCAGAGGCUGAGCUGGAACGACGCCAUGAACAGAUGAAGAGGAACUUGGAGGCGCAGUACAAAGAGCUGGAGGAGAAGAGACGGGUUUAUGAGGACGAGAAGGUCAACUGGGAGGCUCAGCAGAGAAUCCUGGAGCAGCAGAAACUGGAUGCCUCCAAGACGAUGGAGAAGAACAAGAAGAAAGGAAAAAUCUUUUGAAGAGAAUCCCGAGCCGCUCCUUCAGUUUUAUAUAAGCUCGUUUUCUCUUCCUCUGGAGUUCACAUCUACUGUGACCCAUGUAACAUACACACAUCAACAGAUUUAACUCAACACAUCCCACAGAGUUCUUCUGAGAUAACAUUCACCCAUGUGACAUGAACAUCAUACACACACACACACAUUAAAAUGCCAAUGUGCUCGUCUGUCUGCAUCUGUUGAAAUCUCUUUCUUUCCAUGGAGAAUGCAUGUUUUUGUGAAAUUCUAUUUUCCUAUAUUUCCUGACAAAGAGGAGAAGCUCGAGUUCCUCUGAGCGACAGUAUGGCAGGGACCAUGCAAAGCCAUUUGUACACAUGUAGUAGUUAUUGUAUGUUCUCUACAUAUUCCAUAGAUAUGCAGGUAGACGUUCUAUCCCUCUCCUCAGUGCUCUUUUCUUUUACUGUUCUCAGAAAAGUAACACAAGUGUCCACACAUAAAACACUCUCAUGAAGACCUGAGUGAGAGUAGAAGAAGAAGAAGGGGGAGCGUAUGUGAGUGAAGAUAUCAGAUCAGGCGACAGCUGUGGCUGCAGAAUCCAAAAGGACAUGAGGCCCGCUCACACUAUAGAAAUGGCACGGGGAAAUUUGUCUUCUUAUGCAAGCUUGUUGGUCAUCUGAGAGCUAACUGCUAACAUGUGAGCUAGCUGGAAACAUGCUAGUCCUAAUGAGUCACAGUGACCUCUUCAGCUGUGGUUCAUGUUUGGCUUGAGUUAUUAUGUUUGGAGUAAGAAAGGCUGAAAAAAGCUCAGACAAGGAGCUCCCCAGAUGCUAGUCUGCCAACUAGUUAGCCCGGUCAUUGGUACAAAUAAGGCUUUGAUGAAAUCAUUGAGUUCUCCUUGUCUCACUUUCUUCUUCACUUCAAAAUGUUAUUUAGUAACAAAAAAUAACAAGUUUCUGGUUUGCAAACAUUUUGAAUACGAUAAUUAGAUCAGCUGUGAAUCUUUUUUGCAAAUUCUAAAUAUAUAUUUGUACUGUCGGCUCCUGUUUCGUAACCGUCAACUACGACCUUUUAUUACUACGACAGAAGAGAUCACACCACAUAGCAAAGAAGCUAACAUAGCCUCCUCUGUUUUAGACUCUUUAAUGCGCAGUAUCCUUUAAAGCUUGGGGUUGGUAGUCAGAUUUAGAUCCACUUUUUGUUAUACUGGUUAAAAUGAUCUUUAUGUCUCGAUGGCAAUCAAUACAUAAUGUGUUCUUAAAAAAGAGGUAAAAAAAGCUGCUAUCUACAGCCGGAGUAAACCUGGGAAAACACCAACCAAUCCCUGCCAUCAGGAGCCAAAUUAUGACACCAAUCAGAUCCCGUCCUGCCGUUCUGCCCGUCUCCUGCAAAGCGUAUAUUUCAUGUUUGUUUGUGUUUUUAACUUUCACUGUGAGAAUGUUUUGGUGUUUUCUUACCGCUGAGUGAGACAUGAGUUGACGUAGUGCAAAACACAAACCAUGUGCUGAGGACCGAUUUUGAAUCAGUCACCAUCAUAUGGUCGUGAAUCAGCAGCGCUCGUGCAUGUGAGCGGGGGCGUCGUUUUGGAGGAGCUCCAAGGGGAGGGGGGGAGGGGUUAGACAGAGUCCUGAGAAAAUGCUACAUUCAAAUUCAUGCUAGUUUUCUGUGACUACCAACCCUAGCUUUAAGACAGCUCAACAGAGUCAAUUUGUGCUCGAAGUCUCACCAUAGCAGGAAAGAAUCUGCCAUUGAAGUGAUAGUGUGAGUGGGCUUUAAGACGGGGUUGUGCCUCACUGCAGAGGCAGGUGUGGGGUGUGAGUGUAUAAGCAGGUGGUGUUUCAUGAAGGCUGUGUCUGAGGUUAAAGAGACUGUGAGGUCUGAACCAGACGGUAGAGGAAUGCAGAUAGAAAUGUUGUUUAACAGCUGCCAUAAUUUCAUCAUUGCAGUGUCUCCUAUUGAAUUAGAAAACAAUAUGCAACAGCUGACAGUGAUUUAUAAAGGUGUUUUAUAUUGUGAAGUAAGUGAUGGAUGUUGUCAUAGAACCCUGAUCCCUGCAGUCCAGCUUUGUGUGAGAUUGUCCCUUCUGUGUGUAAAUCCGCCAAAGGGAGAAUUCAUCAGAUAGCUGAACUACUCCUUUAACCCUCUCUGAAGUUUGCCAAUUCAGCCAUAGCUUUGGCUCUGACUGUACUGUGCAGUGUUACACACAAUGCUUCCACACAUGGUGACACAAUAAUCCCUCUGCUGCUCUCCAAAUAUUGAAGUCCAGAGUCAGGAGCACUGAGCUGCAACACUUUUGAACCUUUGAUAUACAUUUCCCAGAGUGGUCACAUUUUAUUUUCAUAUGAUAAUGAUAUUAACAUUACUUUAUGUAUGUUUAAAAUGACUCCUCUGAUCCCGAGUAAGGACUCUUAGAUGAACCUGUUAUUUUGGUGUAGUUUUUCAGGCUGCCUGCAUUUAAAGCAAACCCUAAUGAGACACACCUCUCCCUGUCAGCACAUAGAACAUGACCUAUAUGGAAAUGCAUAUAUAGUGUACAUACUGGAGGCUGCUUGGUGGCCUUUUUCUUUUUUUUUUUUUCUUUCAAGAUUAUUAGAUGCCAGGUAAAAAAAAAGAGAACCUGUUAAACAUGUCUUAAGAAUCCAUGGAUACAUUUCCUUCAUAUACACACGAAUAUAUACUGUGUGCAUCUAUGCCAAUGAGUACAACUUCUCAGGACCGCUCUGUUGUGACAUUUUCUCUUUAGGUCCAGAGGAAAGCAUUACAAGAAAAAAAAAAGAUGUGAUUGAUUUUAUUCUUUGAAUUAUUCUAAACCACUCGCCCUUCUAAUAACACCAACUUAAGAUAGACAGAAGUGAAGGUGGCUUUUUGUAAUAGUUUCUUUUUUAUAUGUACACUGUUUUCUGCUUCUUUUCUUUGUUUUAUUAUAUGUUCUAUCUCUAACUGUACAUGGUUAAUAUUAAAGUUGACAAGGUUAUGCUUUAA